Alosa sapidissima (American shad) is the source of this 4686-nucleotide messenger RNA. RefSeq lists its product as uncharacterized. The coding region runs from base 1 to 4686 and encodes 1561 amino acids. The transcript has 12 exons. NCBI's taxonomy places the organism in Eukaryota, Metazoa, Chordata, Actinopteri, Clupeiformes, Clupeidae. The record is from RefSeq and is a predicted model, not a curated record.
AUGGAUCCACUGCUGCCAGUGUUAGAGAUACUGGACACUAGCGUGCCAGUAGAGAGGCAACAAUGCAUGCUACGGGCCUCAAAAGAGGCCAAGGCCGCGCAGGGCAAAAGCCUGAGUGUUAACAAGCUGCUGCGGGAGCCAAAGAUGGCCUACAGAGAAGCAAAAAAGCGCUGUCACAUUGACAACCCUACGGAGGCCCAGUACCUGGGACAACUGGUUCUGACAUUCGGCUGGUACUUUGGGAGGAGCUUCAAGUGGCUGGUCGAGAAUGAUGUCGGCUACAUCAAAUAUGUUCUUGACCGCCACUUGGAGGAGACCCAGGACCCAAAGAGAAAAACUCCCAUCAAUGACGGGUGGCUGAAGGACAGCCUGAUGAGCUAUGUGACGCUGUUCCCCCCCGUCUCUUGUCACCUUGAGGUCAACGUGGAUCGGGCCAUUUACGGCCAGGGGCAGUUCAAGUCCUUCACCUUCCUUGAAAUGUGGAGCUGGUACAGCCUGCAUACACGCCACCAGGCUGACCCACAAGCUGGGAGUGAACAAGAAAGAAAGAAGGCGCGGGAUGCUCAUGCCGCUGUGAAGCAGUGGCUGCUUAAAAAGGAGGGUGACAUCACCACCAAGUCCCUCAAGCGCUUCCGGGCGUACAUUUUGGAGAAAGAGAAGUCUCAGUCGGGCGCCGCUCGUCCUGCUGCCACUCCGUCUGCUGCUGCUGCAGCCACUCCAUCUGCUCCUCCUACAGCCACUCCGUCGGCUGCUGCCGCUGCUCCAUCUUGCGCGUCGUGGUGUGAUGACGAUGACAUCAUGCUAGAUGCCCUCGUCACCUUUGAGAGUAGUCAAGGGAAGCCAGCUGAUGAGCUGUCCACCAGCCAGCCACAGCCACAGCCUGCUCCUCCUGCCGCUGCUCCUCCUCCUGCCGCUGCUCCUCCUGCGUCUCCUGGGCCUCCACUCCUCGCUGAAUCUGGGCAGCGGGCCAAGAAGUCUGCCAAGAAGAGUCAGAAACGGCAGCCUGCUCCUCCUGCUGCCGCUGCUCCUCCUGCUGCCGCUGCUCCUCCUGUGUCUCCUGAGCCUCCACUCCUCACUGAGAAGCGGGCCAAGAAGAGUCAGAAACGGCAGCCUGCUCCUCCUGCUGCCGCUGCUCCUCCUGUGUCUCCUGAGCCUCCACUCCUCACUGUGAAGCGGGCCAAGAAGAGUCAGAAACAGCAGCAGCCUGCUCCUCCUGCUGCCGCUGCUCCUCCUACUCCUGAGCGUCCACUCCUCGCUGCAUCCGAGAAGCGGGCCAAGAAGUCCGCCAAGAGUCAGACACAGAAGACCACACCGGCCUCCAAGUCCGCAAAGAGUCAGACACAGCCGCCGCCGUCGCCCAGUCAGCCUGCGCCCAAACCGUCCUCCAGGUCCGCAAAGCGUCAGACGCAGCAGCCAGCGCCAUCCACCGAGCAGCCUGCGCCCAAACGGCCCUCCAGGACCUCCAAGCGUCAGACGCAGCAGCCAGCGCCAUCCUCGCCCAGUCAGCCUGAAGCGCAGCAGCCCGAGACGUCCACCAGCCAGGUCGCUCCUGGCGCUCGCCCUGAGCCGCAGCCGUCACCGUCGCCCUCCAACAGCCAGUCUCAGCCUGCCUCUGCCGCCACGUUGUCGCAGAGCGACUCUCCUGUGGAGAUGGAAGGCUGGGUGAGGCUAUGGGAGGACCCUAGCGGCAUCCCAGCGGCAGACGUCACCUGGUUGAAGGAGGACAGCGAGCGAGGGCUUUUCACCUCGGUGCAGACCUUCAAGGACGUCAGGGGGCAAAUCAAGAGGCGGCGGGUCCUGAAGUCGGACCGCAUGUGGUUUUACCCACCCGAGCCACCUGGCUACCUCGGCGGCGGCGUUCCCUCUCCUCAGCCCUUUUUCCGGAGCCGCUUGUUCUUCUGGCGCCCUGUUGGCGUGUGGCGGUGCUCCAUCAGCUGCCCGCGUGGUGACGCGUGCGCGGGGGCCGGACGCAACACCCAUCUCUCCAAAUCGGGUUACCACAUUCGGGUGCGGCACAUCUGCGAUGUGUCGGGGUGGUACUCCAUGUGCUGCGAAGUGCUCUGCUGCGGGCCGUGCCUCAAGGCAGCCAGGGGGGGAGACGGUGGCCCCAUGGGCCGUUGGCUGGCCUGGGACGACGCCAUCCUGCGCCAGCUGAGCGAGGCUCACCAGGCCAUGUUUCCGGCUGUCCUCACGGCCAAGCGCGGGGUCGACAAGAGCGUUCUCAACCUGUUGCGCGACCGCACAGAGGGCAACACCAUGGCCAAGGUGUGGCAGCAGGUGCGGGAGAACCACAUGGAGGAGCACAACCGCAGGCGGGACCUCUACACCACGCUCCUCAUGGCUUUGGUGCGACCGGGCAGCAUCGUGUCCGCGCUCGGCCACGGAGAGUUUCGGGCGCCUCCUCCUCCCAGGGAGCUUCCCUGCGAGCGGCUCCUGCGGCACGCCUUUCUCCUGGCGGAGGCCAACAACGUCCAGGAUUACCGGAGCCAAAUUCUGUCCACGUUUGGCACGGUCCUGAAAAUGGACUCACAAAGAAGGCAAGUGGUGAAGAAGCUCUCUGGGGAGGGCAAGGGCUCGGCCGAGUGGUUCACCAGCAUCGGCAACAAACUCUCCCAGAUCGUGUCCUUUGUUCUCACCUGCGAGGAGUCCAUGGAGAAGUUGGAGCCCAUGUGCCGUGGAGUUAUGGAGAGAUUCCGCCUCGCCAACCAGCCCGUCCCCCAGAUCCUUUACAUCGACCGGGGAUGCUGCAGGGCGCAGGGUCCGACAGCUGUGGAGACCCUCUUCCAGCCUUGGGUGGACAACGGGAUGGUGGUGAGGCUGGAUAUCUUCCACUGGCUCCAUCGCUUCGACGCCGCUCUGCGGACAGAGGCUCACUCCAAGUACCCCGCCUUGAAGUCUGUGCUGGCCGGGGCGGGCCAGAGACUCGUCCGUCAUGGAGGCCGUGUCCGACUCUACAUCUCGCGGGAGCAGCUAAAGCACCACGUCCGACGGGUCACCCUCGGCGCCCAUGAGACGUUUCGCCUCAUUCACCUCAUCAUCGAGGAGCUGAAAGGUCCGGCUGGGCUCGAUGAGAGUGGCGUCAGCCUCUUCAAGUCCACUGCUGCCAUCAAUGAGAUGUGGGCCAGCCAGCAGCGACACCUGGAAUGCAUCCAGGACCCACCAGGCAUGAGCAUGUACCGUGUUGCCCGCACCACCACCAUCAACGGUGUGGAUGUCCCGUAUUACAAGUGCCUGCGUGGGAGCAACAGCUUGGAGGGGUUCCACCGCUCGCUCCCCCACAUGAUUCCAGGUCCCCACUGUGCGGCGCGGCCCUACCAGGUGUACUUGGUCAGCGGCAUCGCGCGUUGGAACGCCGACAGGAGCUCGGCGGCUGUGUUUGGAGGUCGGCAGAGGUCCAGCGUCUACUCUGUGCCGCUCGUGGACCGCCUCAACGCUCGCUGCCAGCUGAUCUUCGGGCCUGGCCCGGCCCCCGAGGAGGAGGUGUAUCGGCCUGGUGAGGACGAUCCCGGCGCCGAGGCAGACGAAGCCUACCAAAGCGACGAGGACCUGGAAGACAUAGAUGCUGCCCACAUCACGCUGACCAACAACGAGACGGCCACUGUCCAUCCGCCAGCCUUUGAGGACGCCUGCAGUGCCAAUCCCCUCCCUGGGUUCCAGGAGCUGGAGGCCUUCUGCGCUACGCUAGUGCAGCUUGGGGGUGCUGACCAGAAGCUCCAGCUCACCACCGACCAGCGCAACGCCAUCCUCGACGCCUGGAAUGCGGUGGAGGAGCAUGACAAGCAGCCACAGAAGUACCACCAGCUGUACCGCACGCACUGGGGCAACACCUUGUACUGCCGUACAAAGAGGGAUGACCUCGGCGAAGCCGCCCUGAUCCAGCGGGUGAAGAUGGCCAGGAGGUACGCGCCGGCCCAGCAGGACAUCAGCGCGCAGCACAACCGUCUCAUGUACGUGUUGGUCAAGCUGCUUUGGUUGAGUGCCCCCCAGUCCUCUCGAACCGGCCCGGAAAAGGCCAGCAUCCUCAAGGCCUAUGAACUCAUACAGCACAGGGUGUUGGUGGACGACCCGGUGCUGUCCAAGGCGGGCAUCCCUCUCCCCAAGAUCAACGUCAAAACGGUCAGGGACUUUAUCCUACAGCAAGAGAGGCUGGUCAACUUUCACGCCAUGAGGCAACCUUCGGUGAUCUCAAAGACCACCUCCGUAUCGUCCACAGAGCUUCCUCCAGCGCCACGGCAACCCGACGUCCUCCCUCCGCCCGACUACCCGGUGAUGGAGUACGUACCAACGGCCAGCACGGCCGGCACCAAGAAGCUGAGGGGACGGGCUGACAUGGCGGCGCCGUCGCAGCUUCCUCCUCCUCAGCCGCUCCUUCCUCCUCCUCAGCCACUGCCUCUUGUGCGGCCGCUGCAGAGACCCCCCGCCACCUUCAGCAUCACCGAGCCUGUGCCCACCCCCGCGCAGUCUGUGGCGGGCCCCUCCUCCACACAGACCGCGCCAACUGCUGCGCCCUUGGCUCGGCUUGUGUGCCCAUCCUGCCUGCCCCUGCUCUCGCUGGGCCUUCCUCCAGCCAGACCCACGCUGCUCCAGCUUCCUGGUCCAGACAUGUCACCCUCCAAGGGCCUGGACAACAGGGUUUACAGAAACUUUGCCCACUUUGUCGCCGUCAUAGAUGGCUUGGAGGACUGA